This is a messenger RNA of Acanthosepion pharaonis, 1203 nucleotides long. NCBI's taxonomy places the organism in Eukaryota, Metazoa, Mollusca, Cephalopoda, Sepiida, Sepiidae. The record is from the annotation of a GenBank genome assembly.
AUGCUCCUUUCUUCUUCUUUUUCUUCUUCUUCUUCUUCUUCUUCUUCUUCUUCUUCUUCUUCUUCUUCUUCUUCUUCUCAUGCCUACCUCUUCUGUCCACUUCUGCUCCUUUCUUCUUCGUUUUCUUCUUCUCAAUCUUGCUCCUCUUUUUUCUCCCUUUCUUACUUCAUCUUUUGUGUUACUCUUCUUUCUCACGUUUUUCUUUUUCUACACCUUCCUAACUUCUUACACUCUUUGUCUCUUUCUUCUUCUUUAUUCAUAUUUCUUCUUUGUCUUCCGCCAUGUCUUUUCCUACGAUUCUCUUCAUCUGAUCUUUCUUUAUAUCUUCUUUCUUUUUUUUUCUUUCUUUUUGCCUCGUUUUCAAUUAAUCUUCAGAACUAUUCUCAUUUAUCAUUUUCUACUCUUUCUUCAUCUUUUCUUAUUUUCACUCUCUUUUUCCACUCUCUUUUUCCACGUGUUCUUUUCUUAUUUUCACUGUCUUUUUCCACACUUGUCUCUCUUCUCGUCCUAUUUGAAGAUAUUCCAUUUUAUCGUCUGUCCCAAUCCUUCUUUUCCCGCCGAGUCUCCAAGACUGCCAGUCUCCACUUCUCACCGCAAUUUAUACGUUCCUUAUUCCACAGCCUAUCUGUUAACACGAAAAAACCAACCGAUUUUCCGACAAUUGAACAUUUCUUGAUCCGGCUAUUACUAUCUAUCUAUCUAUCUAUCUAUCUAUCUAUCUAUCUAUCUAAUCUGUUCAUAUUAUUUUUCUGUUUAUAUUUUUCUAUCUGUCUAUUAAUAUAUCAAACUAACUGUCUGUCUGCCUAUCUAUCUAUCUAUCUAUCUAUCUAUCUAUCUAUCUAUCUAUCUAUCUUUCUAUCUAUCAGUUUACUUAUAUUUUUCUCUGUCUAUCUACUGACUAUCUGUCUGCGUGCGUGCGUAUCUAUCUAUCUAUCUAUCUAUCUAUCUAUCUAUCUAUCUAUCUAUCUAUCUAUCUCAGUCUGUUUAUAUUUUUCUAUCUGUCUAUUAAUAUAUCAAACUAAUUGUCUGUCUGCCUAUCUAUCUAUCUAUCUAUCUAUCUAUCUAUCUAUCUAUCUUUCUAUCUAUCAGUUUACUUAUAUUUUUCUCUGUCUAUCUUCUGUUCCUAUCUAUCUAUCUUUCUAUCUAUCUAUCUGUGAGUUGGUAUUUCUAUGUGUCUAUCAAUCUUCAUGUGCAUCUUUCUAA